AUGCAUCAAAACAAGUAUACUUCAAACUUAUUAGAUGAAUUAAAGUGUUCUCAUUUAUCUGCUGCUGCCACUCAUCUAGAUCCCUCAAUCAAAUUGUUUAUUGACCAGGGUGAUCUCCUCCCAGAUCCCAGCCUUUAUAGGAGACUAGUUGGAAAGUUAAAUUUUUUGCAAUACACCAAGCCUGCCCUAUUCAGUUCAGCAUUUAAGUCAGUUCCUACAGUCUCCCAGGGUCCCGCAUAUGAUGGCUGGUUUACAUGUUUCGAGAUACUUAAUGUCUGCCCAACUCAAGGAAUUUUGUUGACUAAUUCCCCUAAUCUAUCUCUCAUUGCUUUUUCUGAUUCUGAUUGGGCUACAGGUACUUUUUCUCGGAGGUCAGUUACAAGUUAUUUCAUUACUCUUGGUGGCUGCCCAAUAUCUUGGAAAAGCAAGAAGCAGCCUACUAUCUCUCUCUCCUCUGCAGAAGCUGAGUAUAGGGUCUUGAGGAAGGUGGUAGCUGAGAUAUCUUGGCUAGUUAGACUCCUCAAUGACCUUGAUCUUUCCAUUACAACCCAUGUCCCUGUAUUUUGUGACAGCCAAGCUGCUUUACACAUUGCCAAGAACCUGAUAUUUCAUAAGCGCAUAAAGCAUAUAGAGGUGGACUGUCACUAUGUUCGUGACUGCUUAUCAUAUGGGCUGGUAUCUCUCCAAUUUAUGCACAGCUUUGAUCAACUGACAGACAUCAUGACCAAGGCCUUAUAUGGCCCCCUUCACCACACGAUUUUGGGCAAGCCUGGGGUGUUUUAA
Messenger RNA from Nicotiana tabacum (common tobacco), 783 nucleotides. The record is from RefSeq and is a predicted model, not a curated record. Lineage: Eukaryota; Viridiplantae; Streptophyta; Magnoliopsida; Solanales; Solanaceae.